GUUUUGCUAAUUUGGUUUCUACUUCUUAGAUCGAUCUAUGGUUAGUUGUUCCCUGGAAGCUGCGUAUUUUGGUUCCUUGGUCUGGUUUCCCAUUUGUCUCUUCCCUUCUGUUUUGGUGGGCGGUCUAAAGGACCUCAACGAUCAAAUUCGAUAUAAAUUAUCGUUGAUUUCUUCAUCUUUGGGAAAAUCAUCGACAACCCUUUUCAGUUUCUUCGUCUUUCGCAUCUGAUUCUGAUUUUGAUUCCCCUAAACUUAUUCCUUUCUUGUUCUGUGUUUUUCUUCUUUCCUCUUUUGGAAAUCUUUGUUUUGGUGAUUUGGAUCGCAUAGUUUGGAUUUGAUUUCAGAGUUAGAGAAUGUACAACGGUAUGAUGGAUCCUGAAUUGAUGCGCAUAGCUCAAGAGCAGAUGAGUAGAAUCUCCCCAACUGAAUUGGCCAAAAUCCAAGAGCAGAUGAUGGCCAAUCCUGAGUUGAUGAAAAUGGCGACGGAAAGCAUGAAGAACAUGAAGCCAGAAGACUUGAGAAAUGCUGCUGAACAGUUGAAGUAUGCUCGUACAGAAGAUAUGAUAGACAUUGGUUCAAAGAUGGCUACUGCCAAACCUGAAGAGAUAGCAGCUAUGCGUGCUCAUGCAGAUUCCCAGAUCACAUAUGAGUUGAAUGCUGCUCAGAUGCUAAAGAAACAGGGUAAUGGGCUUCAUAGCCAGGGGAGGUUCCGUGAUGCUACAGAGAAGUAUUUGCUUGCAAAGAACAACCUAAAGGGAAUUCCAGAUCCUAGAGCUACCGCACUUCAGUUGGCAUGUUCUCUGAACUUGAUGUCCUGCUACUUGAAGAUGAGGCAGUAUGAUGAGUGCAUAAAGGAGGGUUCUGAGGUGUUGGCAUAUGAUGCAGACAAUGUCAAAGCUUUAUACCGGAGGGGUCAGGCAUAUAAAGAAUUAGGACAAUUAGAAGAUGCUGUGUCUGACUUGAAGAAGGCGCUUGCGGUGUCUCCAAAUGAUGAAACUAUUGCAGGUGUUCUGAGGGAUGCCGAGGAAAGAUUGGCAAAAGAAGGUGGAGGGCAACGGAGAGCAGGACGAUUAGUCAUUGAAGAAAUAACUGAAGAAGAAGUCCGGACUGUCCCUACUGAAAGCCACAAAAGCUCGACAUCAACAGAGUAUUCUGUGACACAGCCACUGGAAGCUGGUGAAUGCUUUCAAAGCCAAAGUGCUUCCAACUUUAGUGGGCGUACUACUGAGGCUGAGUGUUUGCAGGGUUUGAAAGAUGAUCCAGAAGCCAUCAGGUCGUUUCAAAAUUUUAUUUCAAAUAACCCUGAGACUCUGGCCAGUAUGAGUGCUGGAGGGGUUCCCCCGGACAUGGUUAAGAGUGCCUCGAGUAUGAUCAGCAAAAUGUCACCUGAAGAACUUCAAAAAAUGCUCUCCAUGGCUUCAUCAUUUCAGGGGACAAGUUCAUAUUUUCCUGGAGGGACAACAGAAAAUCGAGGUGACAGUUCAAGAUCAGGAUCAUUGCCACCAGGUGUGUCACCUGACAUGCUCAAAACUGCAACUGAUUUGAUGAGUAAGAUGUCACCAGAAGAGAUGCAGAAGAUGUUUGAAGUUGCUGCUUCUUUGAGAGGGAAAGAUCCUGUUUCAACAGCAAAAGCAGUUGAUUCAAAUGGUCCCAGAUCAGAGAAUGGGUCGAAUUUCGCCACAAUUAAUGGGAAUUCUGAUGUAGGCGGAAGUAGUUCUCGUCAGUUGCGUUCAAAUUCUAAAAUUCCACCAACUUUUCCUAACUCAACUGCUGAUUUGCAAGAACAGAUGAGAAACCAGAUGAAUGAUCCAGCAAUGCGUCAGAUGUAUACAUCAAUGAUCAAGAAUAUGAGCCCGGAAAUGAUGGCAAACAUGAGCGAACAAUUUGGAGUAAAGCUUUCACGUGAGGAUGCAGAAAGGGCUCAACAAGCAAUGUCUUCUUUAUCACCCGAAAACUUGGAUAGAAUGAUGCGGUGGGCAGAUAGGGUACAGAGAGGUGUGGAAGGUGCAAAGAAGACUAAGAACUGGCUUUUGGGGAAACCAGGAAUGAUUCUUGCGAUAUGCAUGCUCAUCUUGGCAAUUGUCCUUCACAGGCUGGGCUUCAUUGGCAGUUGAGAGUUGAAACUGUGAUCCAAUUCACUAUUUGUGUCAUAAAGAGACUUCUAACAGAGUAGGACAGGUCCAUUCCAGCUUGAUGACAGGUUGUAGUUACCCAGCUGGUCUGGUCUGGUCUGGUCAUUUCAUUGUAUAACAUGGGAGGGACUAUAGGAGUAGUAGUUCAAUGAUUUUCUCAGUUGUAUGGUGGGUGAAGAAAAUGGGAUGCAUCUACCCAAUAUGGGUUAAUGACGUGAUAAAUUAAGGUGGUUGGGAACCUAGAGAGGGGAAGGUAAAGGUAAAGAUACCACUUUGCAUGGUCUCUUCAUAUUAUGGUUUUGUUUUGUCUUGUAGGAAUUUUUUUUUUCUUUUUCUGUGAAGAUUUCUUCAUCGAAUCAUUAAUUUUAGAUAUAAAUGGCAACUUGGAAGAAACACCAGCAUUCUAUCCAAUUGUUUUUCUGGUAGA
Macadamia integrifolia is the source of this 2559-nucleotide messenger RNA. Its product is annotated as outer envelope protein 61-like. The transcript is spliced from 11 exons. Gene Ontology annotation, molecular function: protein binding. The record is from RefSeq and is a predicted model, not a curated record. Bases 354 to 2114 code for a protein of 586 amino acids. NCBI's taxonomy places the organism in Eukaryota, Viridiplantae, Streptophyta, Magnoliopsida, Proteales, Proteaceae.